AUGCGUUUGAUACAGACCCGCCACCUCCUCCCCAACGGCCUCAAGAAGUUCUUGGUCACCAACGUCCGGGACGUUGACAUGCUCUUGAUGCACAACAAAAGCUUCGCAGCGGAGAUCGCGCACAACGUGAGCAGCCGCAACCGGACACUGAUCCUUGAGAGAUCGACACAUGCGGACUCCUGGUACACCGGUAACCAGUCUCAGUUGGAUCAAGAGCUCACAGGCUGGUUGGCGGGGGUGACGCCUGCACCCGAAGACAAUUUCAAGCCUCCAAUCUCCGGGACAAAGGCUAUAAUCGCGCCUCAUGCCGGAUACUCUUACUCGGGUGCCGCGGCCGCGUGGGCGUACAAGAGUAUAGAUGUUACAGGGAUAAAGCGGGUGUUCAUCUUGGGCCCUUCACACCACGUCUACCUAGACGGUUGCGCUCUCUCGCGAUGCUCUCAAUACGAAACGCCGCUUGGUGGGCUCCCUAUAGACACAGAUACGAUGAACGAGCUAAAGAAGAUCGGUCGUUUCACCGAAAUGUCGCUCGAAACCGAUGAAGACGAGCAUAGCAUCGAAAUGCAUUUACCCUACAUCCGCAAGGUUUUCGAAGGGCAGGACAUCAAAGUGGUGCCUAUCCUUGUGGGCGCGAUCAGCUACGAGAAGGAGGUGUCGUACGGCCAGCUCCUUGCUCCAUACUUGGCCCGCGAAGACACGAUCUUUGUAAUCUCUAGUGACUUCUGCCACUGGGGUCUGAGAUUCCAGUAUACUUUUUAUUACCCUCGCCCUCCGCCCACGACCGCUAUACGGCUCUCGCGCUCUGACAUAUCGCCGGCGAGUAUGAAGGAGCACCCCAUUCAUGAAUCCAUCUCGGCUUUGGACCACGAAGCUAUGGAGCUCCUUACGAUGCCUCCCUUCCGGGCGGGCCAAGCCCAUCAAAUGUUCGCCGAUUACUUGGCGAGGACGAAGAAUACGAUCUGCGGACGGCACCCCAUAGGAUGGGUGCGGUACGAACAAAGCAGUCCCUGUAUGACCAUCAAGGAUUCCAGUGUCAGUUACGCUAGCGCAUAUGUGACGUUCUAG
This is a messenger RNA of Epithele typhae, 1065 nucleotides long. RefSeq names its product MEMO1 family. NCBI's taxonomy places the organism in Eukaryota, Fungi, Basidiomycota, Agaricomycetes, Polyporales, Epitheliaceae. The transcript has 9 exons. The coding region runs from base 1 to 1065 and encodes 354 amino acids. The record is from RefSeq and is a predicted model, not a curated record. Gene Ontology annotation, biological process: translation. Gene Ontology annotation, molecular function: structural constituent of ribosome. Gene Ontology annotation, cellular component: ribosome.